AUGGCAUUGUAUACAUGCCAAUUAACACGUCUGAGAAUAUUCUGGCUGGGUGAUCUAAAUUACCGUAUCAAUCUAUCAUAUGAGAGAACACGAGAGCUAAUCUCCAAGAAGGACUGGUCCAAGUUGGUGCAGAGUGAUCAGCUUGUACGAGAGCUAAAAAAGGGUCGUGCAUUUGAUGGUUGGUCUGAAGGUACUUUAAAAUUUGCACCAACUUAUAAAUAUGAGUUGAACUCAGAAAAGUAUCGUGGAGAGGAUCCAAAGGUCGGGAGACGAACCCCGGCAUGGUGUGACCGCAUUCUUUCAUUUGGGAAGGGCAUGAGGCUAUUGAGCUAUCAAAGGACUGAGCUUAGACUUUCUGAUCAUCGGCCAGUGACUGCCUCAUAUAUGGUAGAGGUUGAGGUGUUUUCUUCCAGGAAGUUACAAAAGGCUCUUACAUUCACAGAUGCGGAAAUCGAAAAGGAGGAAAAUAUAGCAGAAAUGGAAGUUGAUGGUGUUAUCUCUCUCUUAAGAUUAGGAGGAUGCAAGUGAUAGCGAGCAUUAAAAGAAGUCAAGUUUCGACAAACUUGAAGAGGAUACAAAUGAGGGCUUCAAUGGCUCAUUGAACUCCCGAUACUGCCACCUCUACCUUAGACUUAUUGAACUCUCAAUAUUGUUACUAUUCCUUACAUAAAUUCUUUUGAUAUUUUGCUCAUAGAUGCAAUUAGUGGAAAUACAUUCGCUGUAUCCUUUUUUUUACUAGUGUCCUCGUAUAGAAAUCAGUUUUUGAGGUAUCAGUAGAAGUCGAUGUAUAUUGAUGUAUUUCGUGUUAUAGUUUUCGUUUCCUUUUACUGUUGUGCACUGUAGAACUUGCACAGCAAGAUACAUUUUGUAAAGUCCACGUUACUGCAUCUUUUGUGAAAUGUUAAUCAUUCGC
Ilex paraguariensis (yerba mate) is the source of this 913-nucleotide messenger RNA. NCBI's taxonomy places the organism in Eukaryota, Viridiplantae, Streptophyta, Magnoliopsida, Aquifoliales, Aquifoliaceae. The record is from the annotation of a GenBank genome assembly.